Molecule: messenger RNA, 2058 nt
Organism: Volvox carteri f. nagariensis
Lineage: Eukaryota; Viridiplantae; Chlorophyta; Chlorophyceae; Chlamydomonadales; Volvocaceae
Exons: 5
Coding region: 1-2058 (685 amino acids)
Source: RefSeq, a predicted model, not a curated record
AUGGCUGCGCCCGAGCUGGGCCAGGUGGUCGCGCUCGCCGCGCCACGGGCAGCCUUUCCCGCAGCAACAACCCAGAGGCAUCAGUUUGGUUCAGCUGGGCGUGCCGCGCUUCAUAUGGCUCGACAGCACCAGCACCAGCAUGAACAGCAGCAGCGGCAGCAGCAGCAGCAGCAGGUCCUCAUACAAUCGCAACGGCACCGAGUUGCACGGGCCAUCCGGCCGCUCUCCUCCGCCGCCAUCCUGGGGGCCCCCCCGGCGUCCGCCCCUCUCUCAACCGCCGCCGCCAUCCCCGCCGGCUGCGACUCCGCACCCUCGCACUCCUUCAGCUCACCUGUACGGCUACACCACUUAUCUGGCGGCAGCAACACUUCAGGCUCCUCACCCGCACAGCAUCACAGCGCUACCUGCGCCGUAACAGCCACCGCCCUGGUUGCUUCCGCAGCCGCAGCCGGCGGCGGCGGCGGCGGCGGUGGCGGUGAUAGCUCCGCCACUGAGUUUUGCGAGGAUCUGUUUGACAUUUGCGACGGCGGCAGCUCUGACGGCGUCGACGCCUCUGACAACGAGUACGUCAGUCCUAACCACCCCAUUAGUGAGGAGGCGUCCUCCUGGGCCUCACUGACAGCCGGCCUGCUGGCGAGGAUUAUGGGGGAGCUGGCGGCCGCCGGGGCGCUGCUGGCGCUGGCGCCGGCGCUGCGCCGCGUUUGCCGCCACUGGCGCAGCGUCGUGGACGUGCACCUGGAGUCCCUCUCCCCCAACGUCAUGAAGGUCCGCGCCAUCACCACCCGGUUCGCCUCCCUUCGCGCGCUUCACCUCGACCGCUGUGCAAACAUCCGCAACAGGGACUUGCUCGUGCUGUCGCGCGCCCCGGCCGCGCAGCACCUGCAUACUCUCACCCUGGGUGACGACCGCGCCCGACCCUGGGUCAGCAAUCGGGGCCUUGCCUCCGUUUGUCGCAUCACUUCCCUCACACGACUUAUACUCCGGGACUGCCUGUCCCUCACCAACCGGGGCCUCGCGCCGUUGAGCUCGUUGACGGGCCUAACGUGCCUGUCACUGCGCGGAUGCAGAAAGUUGACGAAUCAGGGAAUAGAGGCACUUCGCGGGUUGCAGCACUUGCAGCAUCUGUCGUUGUACGGCGUGGUACGGCUGUCGGACAAGGGCCUUGUGCCGCUGGCGGCGUUGCCGGCGCUGCGGACGUUGGAGCUUGGUUAUACGCGUGUUCGAGAUGAGGGGCUGGGUCAUGUGGCGGUGCGACUCGGGGGGUUGCGCGCGCUUGUGUUGGUGCGGGAGGAGGUUACGGACGCGGGUGUACGGCAGCUGUCAUCGCUGAGCGGUCUUACGCGGCUGGUGCUCCGUGACACUGUUGAGGCCACCGGGGAGACCUUGGCGGUGUUGCUGCCCGCGCUGAAGGAGCUGCAGGUUCUGGACUUGCAACGCAACUGGUCCUUCAACAACAUGCAGCUAGCCCGCUGCCUCCCCCAGCUGGUGUCGGCCCCCGCCCUGGCCUCCCUGGACUUGCGCGCCACCUGGGUGGGCGAGGAGGGCAUAGCCGCAUUGGCACGCAUCCCCUCCUUGCGGCGCCUGGCACUCAGUCCCCAACACGAGCAUUGGUCCAAGUACCUGAACCUGCUGCCGCAGCUGCACCAGCUGACGGCGCUCGUACUCAGGAACCUGCCGUCAUUGCCUUACCAACUGGUCGAGGCACUGGCGGGUCUGCCGGGGUUGAGGGAGUUGGAUGUUUCGGAGCCGCCGCCGGCGGUGGAAGGUACGGCAGCAGCGGGGGGUUGGGCGGCGGCGGCAGCGGCGACGGCGGCAGUGGUCGCGGCAAAGGAGCCGCUGCGGCCGUACACGGUAGCGGCGCUGGCCCGGCUGCGGGCGCUGCGGCACCUAGAUUUGUCCAGGCGCAACCUGUUGCCCGAUCAGGCUCUCUUCCUGGCCAUGUGUAUGCCCUCCCUGGAGCGGCUCAUUGCGAUCCACUGCCCCCUGCCGCCCUCGGCGGUGACCCGGCUGUGGCAGCAGCGGCCCCAGCUGAGUGAGAGGUCGCAAUGGACCGAUUAG